AAGCAUACAGCACAGUUUUAUUUUUGAACGAUAGGUAUCUCGCAAAGCGUUGCCUGUCUUUUCUUUUAGUCCCAUCUUCCGUUGUGUGGGAUCCAAACGUGCUAGCGAGGAGCGUCUAGUGAAAAAAUCAAGCCCUAUCGAUUCCGAUGUAUCUAACCCGGACAAGUUACAGUGCACCUUGGGAACGAUUUCCCAUCGAUCGUGAUGAGCUUCCGAUUCGCUCAGCGCACACGUGGGUCCAAUGGUCGGCAGACUCUGCUGUCCAACCGCCGAAUGCGGUGAGAGCAGGGGCCGAUCAUGACGGAUCUCCGAUAUACGUCGGACGUGCCAGUCACUAUGGGGACAUGCUUCCGGCCAAAGUUAUUCCACUUCGUAGAGUGGCAUAUGUAACCUAUAAUGGCCUGGAACUUUCCAAGCCGCAUUUUGAGGUCCUAUGUGGGCUAGGUUUCACUUGGGUUCCAUGUGAGAAUGGAAACCUUCCGAAGGGAGCAGUCCUGUGCGGUAAAACAGCAUACGGCGAAGAGCUGUACAUUGGAAGAGCCCAUCAUAAUGGAAGUGUAACGCCGGGGAAGAUUAUAAGUAGUCAUGGAUGUCUGUACAUUGGGUUUGAUGGAGUUGAACAUGCCCAUCCCAAAUAUGAAGUGUUGGUUAAUUCCAGAGAAUCUCAGAAACAGAGUGUCGGAGGACAUUGGGUAUCAGCCCAAAGCAACGGACGUGUCCCGCCAGGCGCCCUUCUGGCUGGAAAGGACAGCGAUGGAGCAUCUAUCUACUUGGGUCGAGUAUACAGAUUUGGUCUACAUCUGCCGGCCAAGGUUAUUCCUAGCAAACGAAUGUGCCACACGGGCGACGAGGGGCUGGAAUUUGAGAUGACCGAAUACGAAGCCUUGUGUAACGCAAAUGUGUCGUGGGUUCCUUUCCGAGGAGUUUAUCCACUAAAUGCUAUCGAAUGCGGACGGGAUCGUUAUGGCGAGAAAUUAUACUUUGGACGUGGUUAUUACGAGGGAAGCUUGACUCCAGGCAAGAUUCUGGAAUGCAGUAAAAUCUUGAAAAUACCAUAUCUAUUCAAAGAAAUUGUUUUGAGGGAAUUCGAUAUAUUGGUGGACAACAGUCUGCCAACUACAAGGUGUAUCCAAGCAUUGGACUGGCAGCCAAGUGAUAAAAAUUCUUCGGUCCCAAGAGGCGCGGUUCUGGCUGGCUACGAUAAGGAUGGAUCGCCUAUCUUCGUGGGAAGAGUCACGUACCAAGGCAACCAACUUCCGGCUAAGGUGAUUCCACGCAAGAAGCUCUGCCAUACCAGCCAUAAGGGGAGAGAAAUCGAAAUGACAUCCUACGAGGCGCUCUGCAAUUCACGUGUUGCCUGGGUUCCGUUCAGUGGUACUAUUCCGGCGAAGGCGGUCGUUUGCGGUCGAACCAUGUGGGGCGAAACGAUUUACAUCGGACGCGGACACCACAAGGGAAGUCUAACGCCGGGAAAAGUGUUGGAACACGAACGGGUGCUCAAGAUUCCUUUUGGGUGGAACGAGCUUACCAUUAGUGACUUUGAAAUACUUGUUGAACUUUAGAUAUCAAUGUAUUUUUUUUUAUUUGUUUAUAACAAUCAUGUCAACAGAAUAAAGUUGGAACUUGUUGCAU
Messenger RNA from Aedes albopictus (Asian tiger mosquito), 1632 nucleotides. RefSeq lists its product as uncharacterized. The transcript has 5 exons. NCBI's taxonomy places the organism in Eukaryota, Metazoa, Arthropoda, Insecta, Diptera, Culicidae. The coding region runs from base 147 to 1562 and encodes 471 amino acids. The record is from RefSeq and is a predicted model, not a curated record.